Messenger RNA from Aphanomyces invadans, 1618 nucleotides. RefSeq lists its product as hypothetical. The transcript has 5 exons. The record is from RefSeq and is a predicted model, not a curated record. The coding region runs from base 8 to 1492 and encodes 494 amino acids. Lineage: Eukaryota; Oomycota; Saprolegniomycetes; Saprolegniales; Verrucalvaceae.
GGCGGCGAUGGAGGCGAUAUUGAAGGCUGUGCAAGACGACUUAGGCGGCCGUGGCAUUCGCCACCUUCUGGACGCACAACGGGACGCAGCGUCUCUCUGGGCUGCCGCGACGGGCCUGCUGAAGCUCCCGGCUGACUCGCAUGUGGCCAUCCUGACAGGGUUUCCCUGCGUGCAACACGCCACGCCGCCGACCGAGACCGACGGCAUCGCUGGCACGUUUGCACUGGCCCAUAGCUUGCUAGCCCGUGGCUGCAACGUCCAUAUCCUCACCGAUGACGUCAACGCCAGUGUCUUCCAAGUGUGCAUCGAUCACUGGAAUGUUCUGCACCCGACGACGCGAGAGCGACUGUUCUUGCACACGUACCCGCGAGGUCCUGUCGUGCCACAGGAUGUGGAGUACAUGGCGGGAUUAAUCCAGCAUUGGAUUGCGAUCGAGCGACCAGGCGCUGCUGCCGACGGCAACUACUACACCAUGCGAGCCCGCGCCAUCUCGGAGCACGUGGCGCAAUUGGACUGUUUUUUCCAGCUCGCACAAGACCGCGGUGUCCCCACCUUGGCUAUCGGCGACGGCGGCAACGAACUUGGGCUAGGAAAUGUGGCAGCGCUGACGAAACGCCACAUCCCGCACGGCGAUGUCAUUGCGGCGGCCACGGGCUGCGACCAUUUAGUCGUCGCCUCGAUUUCCGACUGGGGAGGUUUCGCCGUGUGCGCAGCCAUGACGUACUUUGACCCGUCCUUGUCCAUGGUGCAACCGCAAACACUGGCCACGUUGGCAGCGGCAAUGGUCGCUGCUGGCGCUAGAGAUGGCAUUUUAGGCACGGCCGAUGCAUUUGUGGAUGGCUGGCCGGUCGUUGUGAGCCUGAAUAGACUUCAUCAGCUAAGACAUCUCUGCAGCCGUCGAUUCACUCGGCUCUUGGCAAGUCAGCGCGCCCGACCUACUGCUCUCUCAGAAUGGCCUCGGCUUGGCGUGCGCUUUGACCCUUCAUCGCACGAAUCGAGCAGCCCAUCCACGUUGAUUCAUGUCGUGUCGGAGAUGGACCACGCAGCUCCACAAACGGCAAUCGUCGCUCUGGAAAUCGCGUCUGUCCAAGCGUUGCCAGCUCCGGAUGUCGGCUGCAUUGUCUUGGUGCCAGCAGCGUUGCUGGAGUGUCCGAGCUUGUUGAAUGUCGUCCGCAUGUGGCAAUCUCGGCCCCACUCGCAUGUCGCGAUCGUCGGGGGAAGCCUCCAACUCCUUCAACACGUAGUGGCCGCAGGGGUUUACGUCUCGAUUCACGUAGUUGCCGAAACCUCUCACGACGACACAACAACGUCAUGGUGCCAACAGCAACGAAUUGGGGUCUGGGUCGACGCUGCGCCGGAGUCCACCACGACGGCAUGUCCGUUCCUCGCUCAACCGUGGGUGGACGCCGUGCUUUGUUCGAAUGAAGCUCAACUGCGCCUCCUCACGGACUCCAUCGACGCCGCCGUGGUCGACGCGUGGCGAACGGGCUAGCCACGACGCCACGUCUGGCCUGGCCAUCGUAGCCGCGUCGGUUCAGCGUCCCGACGCCCCACGUGAAGGUGAAAGCGCUUUCAAAUAAUUCGCGCAUAUGGAGACAACAAUACAUGAUAUUUGAAG